AUGCGGGCGAUCGCGCGCCGGAUGGCUUCUGGUGCGGCGGACAGUUGCGUUUGCGCGCGACGUCCGUCCGGCACCGGCGGGGGCAACCCCAAAUCUCAGGUCCGGUCGAUUGACGACGAGCCGUGUAACAUUUUGGGUACGCCGCGACGGCCGUCGAUUCGUUCGCACGCACGGCGAUCCGACGCGUCGGCGUACGGACGCGCGAAACUGUGGCGCAGGACGGCCGCGGGACCGGAACGGCGCGAUCGAAAAUGGAACGUUAACGCGGGUUUUUUGUUUUUUGUUUUUCGUCCCGUUCUCGGUGUUUCGGGAUCGGAACCGGCACCGCCGGCAGACUGGACGGCGUGA
Messenger RNA from Cinara cedri, 348 nucleotides. The record is from the annotation of a GenBank genome assembly. NCBI's taxonomy places the organism in Eukaryota, Metazoa, Arthropoda, Insecta, Hemiptera, Aphididae.